Gavialis gangeticus (Gharial) is the source of this 2068-nucleotide messenger RNA. Its product is annotated as tapasin-related protein-like. NCBI's taxonomy places the organism in Eukaryota, Metazoa, Chordata, Crocodylia, Gavialidae. Bases 579 to 1904 code for a protein of 441 amino acids. The record is from RefSeq and is a predicted model, not a curated record. The transcript has 10 exons.
AUUAUUUUUUUAUUGUGAAUUUGCUGCCCUUCAGCAUCCAGGCUUUGCCCUCAUGUUGCCUUUUUCUGCUAAAUUAAAAAGAAAAACCAUCUACUACCAAAAAUCUCUUCCCCACUUAUUAUAGAUCACUUUCAGCCUGCCUUUGAUAUCACUAUAAAGAGAUUAUAUCUUUAGUCUCUCGGAUCAAGGUAUGUUUUGGGGACUUUGGAUCACUCUUGUUGCCCUGUUCUGAACAUUUUCCAAUUUUUCAGCUUUCUUGUUAAGUCUGGACAAGAGAAUAGGCUACACUAUUCUUGAAAUGGUCUCAGUAAGGCUGUGUGCAGAAGGGAGGAGUUGGUGUUUCAAGGCAUGCCUCAACAAGCCAGUCUGACUUCCAUUGAAGUCACCAUUGGAGCACAAUACUGGAAGGAAGGGAGGCAGAGCUCACACCAGGCUCAACGGUUCGAGGAAAUCCCGCCCCACAGUGACACAGCAAGAGGAGCCUCGUCUUAGCAGAAAUGAAAGUGAAAACAAGACCAGCCGAAGCAAUCAGAUAGAAAGAGGGGCUGCAGAGAGUGUCUGGACAAUUAUAUGCUGCUAUGGACUUCAGGACUUGUGUUCUUGCUUGCUGCUUUCUCUGCACCGGAAUCAUCAGGCACCACGACGGUUUUGCGGCAGCAGGUUCAACCGGCAGUCAAAGCAGGUGGCUUUUCUGUUCCUUGGAGACGCAAGAAGUCAUCCUGUUAUCGAGUGAAGUAAAGUACAACAGACAGGAUGCCUGGCUCCUGCUGGGAAGAGAGAAAUCAAACGGCGAUAUGCAGAGAAAUGACCCAGAAAAUCCUCCUCCUGACGACGCAGUCUUGUUUAUCGUCAAAGAGUCGUCAGUGGAUAUUCUUCGGCAUGCAGAUGGGGAUAUCAACAAGCUGAAGUGUAAGAUUAGCCCGUAUGUCACAGAUAACAUCCAGAUUCUCUGGCCGGGAGUGGCAUCCAGACCUGCUGAAUUAAACCCGUGGUUCACUGGCACAAUACAACACGUGGAUAACAAGUUCACCAUGACGGUCUUUUUCGUACAAUCCUCAAGUACCCACGAAGUGGAAGAUGGCCAGAAGCCUGGAAGCCGUGCAGAGAGAUUGCAUGCCUCAGGCGUGUUCCUGGUACGUGCUGGGCCUUCUGUUGUUCAUUCUGGCUUGAAGAAGGACAUCCUCCUCAACUGUGCUUUCUCGGUCGAUCACCACGCAGAUCUAACCAUCAGAUGGGUAUUGCUUCGGAAAGGGGGAAGCAAGAAAGUUCUGUUUGCUUACAAGGUCUCCGCCAAGAAGGUGGAGCAUCAGGAUAAGCGAGUCGAGGUGUUCCUGGCUGAGAUCCCCCGGGGAAACGCCUCGCUCUUACUAAGAGGGGUGCAAGUAAGAGAUGAAGGAAACUACGUGUGCUCGGUAGCUGCAUCUUCACUUCUUGGGGAGCAGGAGAUCAGACUGCAAGUGCUAGAAAAACCAACGGUGAUGCUCAAUGCUGACUCCCUGUUCUUGGUGGAAGGAGAAGAACAGAAGCUGGUCUGCAGUGUUAAAAACUUCUAUCCUCUGGACGCCCAGGCGCAGUGGUUUCGGGAGCCGAAGAAGCAAGGCAUGCUCCCGGAUGUGAUAAACCACGUUCUCUUUAGUAGCCACAAGGAGAACAGCAAUGGGACUUACAGCUACUCCAGCUACUUCCUACUUACAGCCUCGCUCAGGGAUGAUGGGCUCAAAUACACUUGCCACGUGGCCCACCAAAGUUUGACGUACCCGAUCAAGAAAAGCGUGAUGCUGAGAGUCACUGGGGCAGAAUCUGUCCAGCCCUUUGUGGUCCUAGGUGUCCUAACUGUGCUUGCUGUGCUGGUGUGUUGGUAUCUAUACAAAGUGAUGACUGCCAAUCAGCCCAGACCCUACUAGAAUACAAGGCUUUUCACUUUGGGCAGAACAGUGUUGCUGAUCCCCUUUGCGACAGCUGAAAUGCAGCCAAAAGUGGAAAGAGAACCUGCAGUUGCCGUCAUGCUGUGGCCGCAUCUCCAUCGCUUUAGCUAUACCUGGUGUCUGGAGAAGCCCUACCCCGGACU